Sardina pilchardus (European sardine) is the source of this 812-nucleotide messenger RNA. It is a transcript of the gene macir, whose product is annotated as macrophage immunometabolism regulator. Gene Ontology annotation, biological process: negative regulation of cytokine production involved in inflammatory response; negative regulation of fibroblast migration. The transcript is spliced from 2 exons. The record is from RefSeq and is a predicted model, not a curated record. NCBI's taxonomy places the organism in Eukaryota, Metazoa, Chordata, Actinopteri, Clupeiformes, Clupeidae. The coding region runs from base 91 to 792 and encodes 233 amino acids.
UAGCUUUAUUACAUUGACAGAUAAUUUGGAUCAGACAAGCAGAGGCGUGAGCGCAGUGUGGCGUUGCCGUCGAACAGCCCCAGCCAGGUCAUGUCUUUAAAGAUGGAGAUGGAUGUCAGUGGCGUGUCCAGGGCACCCAUAUCUGUUCUACCUGCUGCUGCGGCGGAGGUGAAGGCCACACUGAAGCCCGAGGCGGAGCGCCCGCGCUGCUCCAGCACCCCCUGCUCGCCCAUCAAAAGUACUGUCUCAGGAUACCAGAUCCUGCAAAUGAACUCCAACUACCUGGUGGGCUUCACCACCGGCGAGGAGCUGCUCAAGCUGGCCCACAAGUGGUCCGGCGGUGCCGAUGCCGGACCGGACAGGCCCGCCGCCUUAGGCUCCACCUCUCCCGAGGCCUUGCCGGCGAGCCCUCUGAGGCGGCCCCUGGAUGUGGGCCUGCACCGGGCCUCGCGCAUCUACAAAGCCAAGAGCCGCUACUACCAGCCGUACGACAUCCCCGCCGUCAACGGCCGCCGGCGGAGACGCAUGCCCAGCUCAGGGGACAGCUACCUCAGGCCGGCCUGCGGCUCCGGGGUCGGGUUGGGCGCGGCGGGCGAGCCCAGCAAGGCCCUGCACGGGCCCCUGCCUCUGUGCCUGCUGAAGGGGAAGAGAGCGCAGUCCAAGUCCCUGGACUACCUCAACCUGGACAAGAUGAACCUGAGGGAGCCGGCCGCGGACACCGAGGUGCUGCAGUACCAGCUCCAGCACCUCACCCUGCGCGGGGAGCGCGUCUUCACCCGCAACAAGACAUGAAGGACCUGGACGGCGGACAA